AAAUUCUGCUUCUCCUGCUUUGCUUUUCUCCCUAAUCUCCUAAGUCCACCAAGUUUGCUUUUCUGGUCUAUCACCCACAGCCACUCACUUUCAUCUGUUGCCUUGUUUUCAUCCUGUACAGAAUCAAAUUAGGACUGACUAGUCCUAUCUUAAAGCCUAACCCAGUAUUCUCCAUCCAUUUCUUACAGUCUUAAGUUCAAAACUUGACUGUGAUCUCAAAAUAUUGAAGUUGUUUUUCCUAUUUCAAUGGAUAGCUUGAUAUCUGCUAGUAGAGAGGGGAAAUACAAUGCAUGUUUCCAAAAGUCAGUUUUUUUCUUUUAUUCUCUAUUAAAGAGAUUUGUGAUUUAUGAUGUUGUUGUAAAAUGCCUGCUAUGUGAUAAAGUAACUUUUUGUUUUCAUUUGGGCCAGUUAAAUACUGUUAUCUUUUUAUAUGAUCCAUUUCUCUCACACAGGUGCAUGCUUGCAAAUACAAUUGUGUUUAGAAGUCAGAUGACAAUCUCUGUUGUUCACUACUGCAUAUGUCAGGCUAGUUGGCCCACCAGCUUCCAGGGAUUCCCGUCUCUACAUACCAUCUUGCCAUAGGAGUUCCUAGACCUUUGAUAUUGAACUGCAAGAUUUGAUUUACACUGAUGGAUGAUUUCAGGGUUGAAAUUAUAAAUAUGCCUUACCGUGUCUGGCUUUACUUGAGUUCUGGGGAGUUCAAACUCAGGCUUGCAUGGACUCUGUGACCUUUGAAGAUGUAGCUGUAAACUUCACUGUGGAGGAGUGGGCUUUACUGGAUCCUUCCCAAAAGAGGCUGCACAGAGAUGUGAUGCAGGAGACCUUCAGGAACCUUGCUGCCAUAGGAAAAACACAAGAAGACCAGCACAUAGACAAUGACCACAGAUAUUCUAGAAGAAAUCAAAGAAAUGAAGUUAUAGAAAGACUGUUGGAACAUAACAAAGAUAAUGAAUAUGAAGAAAUCUUGAGACAGAUUCCAAACACCAUUGUGAACAGGAAAAUUUCUCAUAAAACAAUGAUUUGUGAAAGCCAUGUGUAUGAAGACAACAUGCUCAUUGGUCAUUCAUCUCUUAAUGUGUCUAUGCCUCUUCAAACUACACAUAAACCUCAUCAAUAUGAGCUAUGUGGAGAGAGACUCUAUAAGAUUGGGGAAUGUGAGAAAGCCUUCAUUUAUCCAGAAUGCUUUCUGAAGCAUGAAGACACUGACACUGGGCAGAGAUCCUAUGAAUUUAACCAGUGUGAGAAAAUCUUCAGAAGUAAUGGUUACAUUCAAAUACGUGUGAAUAAUGAAACUAGAGAAGAAAUAUGUAUGGAUAAGCAGCAUUAUAAUGCCUUUACUUAUCCUGAUUUUCUUCAGUAUGUUGAAAAGAUCCACACUGGAAAGAAACCCUAUAUAUGUAAACAAUGUGGAAAAACCUUUUCUUUUUUGAGUAACAUUAGAAGACAUGAACGAACUCAUACUGGAGAGAAACCAUACAGAUGUAAUAUAUGUGAUAAAACCUUCACUUGUUUGACUAACUUUCAAGAACAUGAAAGAACUCACACUGGAGAGAAACCAUAUUUAUGUACACAGUGUGGGAAAUCCUUUUCUUUUCUGAGUAACAUUCGAAGACAUGAACGUACUCAUACUGGAGAGAAACCAUACAGAUGUAAUAUAUGUGGUAAGUCUUUCAGUUAUUUGACUAACUUUCAAGACCAUGAAAGAACUCACACUGGAGAGAAACCUUAUGUGUGCACACAAUGUGGGAAGGCUUUCACUUACUACUAUUCCUUUCAAACACAUAAACGAUGUCACACUGGAGAGAAGCCCUAUGUCUGUAAGCAGUGUGGGAAAGCCUUCAGUUAUUACAAUUCCAUUCAAACACAUAAACGAUGUCACACUGGAGAGAAGCCCUAUGUCUGUAAGCUGUGUGGGAAAGCCUUCACCACCCUCAGUUCUCUUCGAUAUCAUGAGAGAAUCCACAGUGGGGAGAAGCCCCAUGUGUGUUUGCAAUGUGGAAAAGGUUUCAAUUCUUCCAGUACCCUUCGAAUACAUGAAAGGACUCACACUGGAGAGAAGCCCUAUGAAUGUAAGCAGUGUGGAAAAGUCUUUAGUGUUGACAGCUCCCUUCGAUACCACGAAAGGAUCCACAGUGGGGAGAAACCCUAUGUCUGUAAGCAGUGUGGAAAAGCCUUCACUCGUCACACCUCCCUUCGGUGCCAUGAAAGGAUUCACUGUGGGGAGAAACCCUAUGUCUGUAAACAGUGUGGGAAAGGUUUUAUUUCUUCCAGUAACUUUCGAAAACAUGAAUCGACUCAUUCUGGAGAGAAACUGUGUGUAUGUAAACUAUGUGGGAAAGCCUUCACUGAUCAUAGUUCGCUUCGCCGUCAUGAAAGGAUUCACAGUGGAGAAAAACCCUAUGUAUGUAAGCACUGUGGAAAAGGUUUCUCUUCUUUGAGUGGUUGUCAGAGACAUGAACAAAUUCACACUGGUGAGAAACCCUAUGUUUGUAAGAAUUGUGGGAAAGCCUUCACUAAUCCCAGUGCCCUUCGAAAUCAUGAAAGGAUUCAUAGUGGUGAAAAGCCCUAUGUAUGUAAGCAGUGUGGGAAGGGUUUCAUUUCUUUUAGUAAGUUUAGAAUCCAUGAACGGAUUCACACUGGAGAGAAACCAUAUAAGUGUAAACAAUGUGAGAAAGCCUUUACUGGUCACAGCUCCCUUCGACGUCAUGAAAGGAUUCACAGUGGAGAGAAACCUUUUGUAUGUAAGCAGUGUGGGAAAUCCUUUUAUACUUUAAGUGAUUGUCAAAGACAUGAACAAAUUCACACUGGUGAGAAACCUUACAUUUGCAAGCAAUGUGGGAAAGCCUUUACUCGUUCCAGCUCCCUUAAAAUACAUGAGAAGACUCACACUAGAAGGAAUUCCUAAGUAUUUUUUUUUUUAAGGUUUAUUUAUUUAGUAUACAGAAGCGGGCA
Onychomys torridus (southern grasshopper mouse) is the source of this 2952-nucleotide messenger RNA. RefSeq names its product zinc finger protein 14-like. The record is from RefSeq and is a predicted model, not a curated record. The coding region runs from base 716 to 2905 and encodes 729 amino acids. NCBI's taxonomy places the organism in Eukaryota, Metazoa, Chordata, Mammalia, Rodentia, Cricetidae. Gene Ontology annotation, biological process: regulation of transcription by RNA polymerase II. The transcript is spliced from 5 exons. Gene Ontology annotation, molecular function: RNA polymerase II cis-regulatory region sequence-specific DNA binding; DNA-binding transcription activator activity, RNA polymerase II-specific. Gene Ontology annotation, cellular component: nucleus.